AUGGCACAUGAAACUUUUGAGGAAUCCAAAAUACUUUCAGAAAUAGAAUUGAGUUAUUUACCCUCACAAAAAUUUUAUAAUGAAAUAAAAAUAGAACAUAAAGAUUUGACUAAUUAUAGUACGCAUUGUGAUUCAAUAAAAUUAAAGGACUAUGAAGAAGAAGUGAAAGGAAUUUGUAAAAAGUACCUAAGAUAUUUAGAAAAAUCUCCAUUAUGGUACAUUUCAAAUUCUGAAUUCGAUGUGUGCAAGCUUUUGAAUUAUUGGAUCUAUGAUACAUUAACCAAUAUUUUUGGUGAUAAAAAUACUUCAGAACGCAUUGGCUUUGCUUUUUCUACACUCCAAUAUAUAUGGGAAUAUACUGUUAACAAUCGAUAUAUUAGAACUUAUUAUAAAAAUUGUAAGCCUGACUAUGACAUUGUUAAGCAUCCUGAUUGGAAAAAAAGAAAGGAAUUGUAUGAAUAUUAUGUUGAUUAUACCACGAUAAAAGGAAUAAGCGAUAUAAAUAUGUCAAUUGUCAUAGUCAAAUUUCAGUUGAUAGGGAUGAAGAACACAAACAUACUUCAAAAGGUGAAUCACUACAUACAGAAGCGGAACCAGGGCUUGGGGCUCGUAAAGAUAGUCCUGGAUUGCUACAUCUGGCACAUAAUCUUCAGAAUGAAGUGUCAACCACUGAAACAUCCAGAUUUGGAACAAAAGUUACUCAUUCAGUUCUUGGUGCAGCACCAGUUUUAUUAA
Plasmodium cynomolgi strain B is the source of this 735-nucleotide messenger RNA. RefSeq lists its product as hypothetical. The transcript is spliced from 3 exons. Lineage: Eukaryota; Apicomplexa; Aconoidasida; Haemosporida; Plasmodiidae. Bases 1 to 735 code for a protein of 244 amino acids. The record is from RefSeq and is a predicted model, not a curated record.